Paramecium pentaurelia is the source of this 888-nucleotide messenger RNA. NCBI's taxonomy places the organism in Eukaryota, Ciliophora, Oligohymenophorea, Peniculida, Parameciidae. The record is from the annotation of a GenBank genome assembly.
AUGAAGUAAAUUAACGUGAUUUUAUGUAUCUUAACAAUUCAAAUAAUGGGAUAAAUUGUAAUUCAAACCCAAUAAAAAUGUUUAUGCUCUGAUAUUUAAGAAUAAAAAUAAUGUGAAUUAAUAAAUUGUUAUUGGGAUGGACAAUGUUUGGAUGAUACAUGUUAAAAUAAAAAAUAAGAUAAAUGUUAUGGAGAUUGUUAAUGGUAAGAUGAAAAAUGCAUAGAUUAUAUUUUAAGUUGUAGUGAUUAUAGCACUUAAAAGAGUUGUGAUUAAAGAAAUGAUUGUGGUUGGGCAUCUUCAGAAAAAUGUAUAUAAUUUAAAAGUUGUUCAGAGUUUUCUGUAUCAGAACCUAAUUUAUGUUAUACAAAAGGUUCUAAUUAAUGUGAAUCAUCAUUUACACCAAUUAAUGGUCUAUACUAAUGUAAAGAUAAAGUGAAUGUAGAAUGUGGAAUAUUAACAUCAAAAACUAUAUGCAAUAACUCUUAAUAAUCAAAUAAUGUAAAGUGUGGAUGGAAAUAAUCAACUAAUUAAUGUUUAGCCAUUAUGAAUAUUAAUAGUUGUGAAAAUGCUAAAGAUUGGUAAGAAAUGUGUGAUAUUUAUGCUUGUAUUUGGGAAAAUGGAAUAUGUAAAAUAAGAGAUUGUACCACUUUCACUAUUUAAGAAACUUGUAAGUAUAUUCCAAAUUAUGAUUACUCUUAAAUUUCAGUUUGCAUUUGGACAGAAGAUAAGUGUUAAAGUGUCUAAAGUUCAGAUGAUUUACCAUAACAAUAGUGUUUUGAGAAUACAAAUGGAGGAUAUAUGUGGAUAAAUGAUGGUUGUACAUCUUGUACAGGUUAUGCUUAAUUUCUAAAUAUAAUAAUUAUGUUGAUAAUUAUUAAUAUUAUUUGA